AUGAGAAAAAAUACUCUUGGUCUGACCGCCGUGGGUGGAGGAGGGGCCGUGCAGCAGGUGCACCCUCCUCUCGCCCGUCGGGUGCACGUGGCUCUUGAAGGAGCCGGCCGCGGCGAGGCGGCCACGUGCGCAAACGUGUCCGGCCGCCAGGUACUUGCGUCUAACCGCGAGAAGCCCCAGGUGCCGGCAGGUUCACACCGGAGCUCGGGGAGUCAGAGGAUACAGCCUAUUGAAACGGCUAGUCUCCUGACAGCCCGAGUGAGAGCGCCCGCAGCCCGCGAAGGGCGCUGGAAAGUGGGGUGGGGGGGAGGAGGAGGGUGA
Pelobates cultripes (western spadefoot toad) is the source of this 321-nucleotide messenger RNA. NCBI's taxonomy places the organism in Eukaryota, Metazoa, Chordata, Amphibia, Anura, Pelobatidae. The record is from the annotation of a GenBank genome assembly.